CGUCGAUACGGUAGCAUUUGGGGAAACGGAGCCGACAACAGUCGGAUUUGCACGAGAGCGUUCGAUGGGAUGGAAGCUGUUGAUUAGCUGCUAUCAGGGUUGUGUGUACUAGGUUGUUUCGUUGGCAACGAAAUGAUAAACUCAUGGUGAAAACGAGCAGAACAAUCUAUCGUGACUUACUUCAAAACAAUUUAAUUCGUGGAUAAUUGAAAUUUACAAGUGAUACCAAAGUCAAGCAAAGAUUUUGUUAACUAAAUUUAGCGAACACUCAAAGUUAAAAAAAGAAAAGAAAAAAUGCUCUCUUCAAAAGCGAACGCAGCACUGGCGCGUUUGAAAGAAAUCGAGGAGAAAUAUAAAAUAAAACGUGAGGAGCAAAAGUGGAACCGUAAAGAAGACACGGAUAGCUCGAUAAGCAGUGUUUCGAUAAUUUCUUCGGAAAAUCCCUGGGCGGAAUUAAAGAAAUCACCGAAGAAUGUCUCAAAGCUUAAACUUGACAUUAAGAUACCAGAUAUGCGAUUCAAAGAACGUGCGGAAGAAACAAAACUUUCAUCGGAUAGUAAGAAAUCAAUGCCGGACAAGAUGAGUCCGGAAUCUUUCGAAGAUGUCGACGAAGCCGACCUUGAUGUUACGAUGCCGUCGAAAGAUAAAUCGCCGCGUUCCACAGGAAAGCAAGAAAGUCUCAUCUCGAACGUAACGAGUAUUCAAGAAAAUAGCUCGAUCGAAAGCGUGCUCGAUGACUCGAUUAUUUCGUCGAAAUCACUCUCGCGCUCGAAAACGUCACGAGAAAAUUUUUCCUCGGCUAGCAAUAAAUCUUCCAGGCGCGAAAGGACAAAAGCGCCUGCAAAGUACGAGAAAAGGAAAGAAUCCGAUAAAUCAGAUAUUUCCAAGAGAAAAGCAUCAUCUGCUAAUUCGUCGAUCACAAAGCAAUCGAAAUCGUUCGAAAAAUCGAACGAGAAAAUUGUCAAAGUGCGUUCUAAUCUGAAAUCGAGAGAGCGUUUGAUUAAAAAAGAAGUAACCACUAAAAUACCGUACAUAUAUAGUACAGCUAAUUUUGAUCGAAAUUCGGAUCGCUCAAGGUCUUUCCGCGAUGAUAGCAUUAUCGAGGAAUCGAUCGGCAUAGUGGACGACGGCAGUGAAAUUAUUUCGGAACUUUCUCGUGCCAAAACAAGUAUUACAGUUAAAACCGAUGAUUCUAUCAAAAGUUCCAAAUAUUUGGUAGCUGAAAACGCUUUUGUAAUGGGUCCGAAUAAUUCCAAACAGCUGGCAACUGAAAGCGGAUAUGCGAACGACACCUUCGAAGACAUUUCAAGUUCGACCAUGCGAUCACAAUCGCAACGCGAAAAAAUAAUUGAUGAAAAGCAAAAAAUAGAUUCAGCAGAAGCUAGUAAGAAAAUCGAAACGGUGUUACUCGAGGAAUAUAAACAUCAUCAAACAUCAUCAAAUAAUAAGAGCAACAGAAAGGGGCACGUUAUCGAAGUCAUGGCUUUAAAACCAAAUGAGAGUAAUUUGGAACCGUUUAACUAUGCCAAUGAUUUUGAAAGCAUCGCAAAUUCAGAUAACGCAAUCGUGCGUUUGAUAAAAUCUGCCAGUUUGCGUUCAGAGAAACGUUAUCAAGAACAUCGACCAGAGUCAUUUAAAACAAAUAUUUCAAGUGCCACAAACUUUAAUAAAAACAUAUCUGACUCGUCGAAGUCGUUGACCGGAGUCAGUGAUGUGACUAACACAGACGAGAAGAAAAACUUUCCGGAGAUCAAGACGACUUCUGUUCGACAAGAAAGCGGCCAGGAAGAGUGCGGGAAAGCAUCAAACAAAAUAAGAGAACGCACAAUGAUAAAUAUCACUGGAUUAUCUGCGGCGGAUGAGGAGGAUAUAAUCAAAUUAAGUUUAUCAGAGAAAUAUGAAAAAGAAGUUUCCGAAAAGAGCUCGGAUCAACGCAUUUUCCAGGCUGCCGAAGAUGUGUUGAGAAAUUUGCACGAAGAUGCGAUAGAUGCGCUGGUCAAGCGAUACGCGAACUCGAAAAAAGCAAAAGAAGCGUCGGAAAAAUCUUCCGAGAGUAAAAUAAAAUCUGAAAUCAAAGAUGUAAUGAAAACGAGAAAAGAGAUGCCGAAAGAAAAAAACGAAAAUAGCCAUUCUUCAGAGGAAAAUAAAAUAUGUGAUCGUAAUAGUUGCAAAUCUAACAGCCAGAAGAAGAAGAAGAAGAAGAAAAGCGUUAGAAUUACAAAUUCAAAAUUGGCGCAAGCUCACUAUACUGGAAGUAAGGCUUCAAGGUUUGAUGAGGAACAAAUGCUCUAUUAUCAGAAACAAUUUAUCGAAUUGCGAUUGCAGCAGGAACGGGAAGACCUCCAAAAAUAUCUACGGGAACUGAAGGAUUCAAAACUGGAGUCGGGUUUUACUCAAAGCUAUUUCAGUCCCCUAGAAUUUCCGAAGAUUGCAGAAUUUACGCCUGACGCAAUCGACUUGGAAUCAAAACCGGACGAUCAGCACGUCGUGCUUCGGGAGAGAGUUUCGGCGAUCAAACAGAGUUUAAAGGAUCAAUAUAUCUUGUAUCGUGACUACUGUACUAUGGCGCAAGCGAUCAAUGCUCACUAUGUUCCCACGACGUUGCAGGAUACCAAAAAGACAAUACGCGAGCUGCAGGAAAUCAUAAUUAAAAGCAGAUGACGUUGGCCCAUCUGAAAGCAGAUACGUCUCAGAUUCUUCAUUGAAAUUAUCUAUGAUCUAGCAUUGGAUACUUCGAUAACAUGACAAAUCUAAAGAAGGGAAAUCUUAAAGGCAAUUUUCUUGCCAUCCGAAGGACUAACGAAUAGGCAUGGCGAGACAACAGACCGUGGAUCGAAACAUUCCUCAUUUGCGGGACAUCUUCGGCUUCGGCAGCAAAUGGGACGCACGUG
Cataglyphis hispanica is the source of this 2891-nucleotide messenger RNA. RefSeq lists its product as uncharacterized. The record is from RefSeq and is a predicted model, not a curated record. NCBI's taxonomy places the organism in Eukaryota, Metazoa, Arthropoda, Insecta, Hymenoptera, Formicidae. The transcript is spliced from 9 exons. The coding region runs from base 295 to 2661 and encodes 788 amino acids.